UCAACAGGUGAUACCAAUCAUGUGUUGUAUUUGGUUUUGGUUUCGGGAUGUGUUUCAGUGGGAAAACUGCAUAACUCGGAGAUAUUCCGGAUAACGGAUACUGUAUUUAUAUCUCUGCGGAAUAACGUGUCAGAUGUGGAGAGACUACAAGAAGUUCGACGAAUGCUUAAUUCGGGAACAUUUUAUUUCUCGGUUAUUGUGAGCCCAGACUCGGCUCACAAUCAGUUGCCAUUCGAUCUGACACUUUGUGCCCAAAGAUCUGUCCGCACUUCGGAAACAGACAAUCGCUUCUUCUGGAAUCGUAUGCUUUUCUUACAUCCAUUGAGAUAUGGCGUCAAUACAGACAAAUGGCUGCUCAAAGCCAUGUGCGGCGGGCUUUCCAUUAGCACUGUAUAUGUGGGACACAUUCAGGCGAAGGCAUGCCUUAUAUCACGGCUCAGUUGCGAGAGAGUUGGCACGCGUUUCAAUGUUCGCGGCACUAAUGAUAGCGGAAAUGUGGCCAACUUUGUAGAAACGGAACAAUUCAUUUAUUUGGAGAACAAAGUGGCCUCUUAUGUGAUGACCAGAGGAUCCAUACCAUUGUUUUGGGAACAGACAGGAGUGCAGGUGGGCGCGCAUAAGGUUCGUAUGUCUCGGGGCAGUGAAGUCUCACAACCGGCAUAUGACAGACACUUGGCAUCAAUCCGACAGAGAUAUGGCCAUCAAAUGCUCAUUAAUUUGGUCGGCAGUAGAGAAGGCGAAGGAGUGAUCGGACAGAUGUUUAAAGCGCAUCACAAGAGCUCUCGGUUUGGUAAAGAGAUUCCAUACGUGGCUUUCGAUUACCACCACUACUGCAAAGGUGGCAAAGAAGAGAAUAUCAAAAUUCUUAGGGAUCACAUCCACAAGAAUCUCAAUGAUUUUGGCUUCUUCUAUGACGACGACGAAGGAGUGGUUCAGAGACAACAAACGGGCACUUUUCGUGUCAAUUGUAUUGAUUGUCUCGACAGAACAAAUCGCGUUCAGACUUUCAUUGGAUUAGAAAUUUUGUCCCAACAAUUGGAGUGUUUAGGUGUUAACCAAAAACCAACAAUUGUUUCUCGUUUUGAAGAAGUAUUCAAGAAUAUGUGGAUUCAAAACGGAGAUCAAGUGAGCAGAAUAUACGCCGGAACGGGUGCUCUGGAGGGCAAGUCUAAGUUAAAAGACGGAACGCUAUCAGUCGCCCGAACCAUACAAAAUAAUUUAUUAGAUAACAGCAAACAGGAAGCCAUCGAUAUAUUGCUUACUGGAAAACCUUUAAACAACGAGUACUCAGACAGAGCGCGGUCUCUAUUGGCCACACAUUACCUACACUUACCAUCGAAUUUGUUAAUAUCGAUGUGCGACAGAUAUCUGGAGUUCACAGAAGCGCUGCCCAUUAAAGUGUCUGUCGGCACGUGGAAUGUAAACGGAGGCAAACAUUUCAAUAGCAUUAUCUUUAGAAGAUCUGAUCCAUUGUCUGAUUGGCUGAUCGACAAUAAAAAGAAGAAUAGUUUUGUGCCAAAUAUUAUGGAUCUGUCAUUGAAUUCAUCAUUUAGUGCUUUAGAAGACAACGACUCCUCUCCUACUGAUCUCUUCGCCAUUGGAUUUCAAGAAAUAGUAGAUUUGAACGCAAGUAAUAUAAUGGCCGCGAGUACUACAAACCAAAGAGAAUGGAUGGUUGAACUCCAGAAGACCAUAUCAAGGGAUGAGAACUAUGUUCUCAUAACAUCUGUUCAAUUAGUGGGCGUUUGUCUCUUCCUUUUCUCGCGACCAAAAUAUGCGCCAUUUAUUAGAGACGUAGCCAUAGAUCAGGUGAAGACUGGUUUGGGCGGUGCGGCGGGCAAUAAGGGCGGAGUUGCCAUUCGGCUAUUGUUUUACAAUUCGUCGCUUUGUUUUGUUUGUUCGCAUUUCGCCGCCGGUCAGCACCAGUUCGCCGAACGCAACGCCGAUUACGCGGAGAUCACUAGAAAGACAUCGUUUCCAAUGGGAAGAUCAUUGAAUUCACACGACUAUGUCUUCUGGUGCGGAGACUUUAACUAUCGCAUAGAUCUGUCCAACGAUGAGGCGAAGCAAUUGGUCAAAGACCGCGAUUGGACUGCACUUCUCGCCGCCGAUCAACUCAAAUGUCAACAAAACGAGUCAAAAGUGUUCAGGAAUUAUAUUGAAGGCGACAUCUGUUUCGCUCCGACCUAUAAGUAUGACAUCAAUAGCGAAGACUACGAUACGAGUGAGAAAUGUCGGGUUCCGGCCUAUACUGACCGCAUACUCUUCAAGAAGAGAUAUCCCACCGCUUCUAAUGAAAGCAUGGAUUCAUUGAAUUACGGAAAGAUUGUUCACUACGGAAGGGCUGAACUCAAAACAUCAGAUCACAGACCAGUGAUCGCAGAACUGUUGUGUGAAGUACUUGUUAUCGAUGAAGAGAAGAGAUCUCAGGUGUUUCGUAGUGUAUUGGAACAAAUGGGUCCAUUGGACGCUACAGUCGUCGUCAGUCCCUAUGACUCGGAUGACGACAAUUGUUUUGAUGACAUGUUUGUCACACAACUUCUCAAACGUUUGGCCAACGAAUCGGGAGAAAUAAUUUUAGCCCGUUUUGGGGACAAUAACUUGAGGGUCACCUUCAGAGAGGGUCAGUGCGCUCUGAAAGCGGCUAAAUUGGAGUCGAUAUCUGUUUUGAAUAAGACGUUUGUUAUUGAGUUAAAGACCAAGAAUUGGAUCGAAGCCGUCGAAGAAGAACUCAAACUUGGAAUUAAUAAUACGAUUCCUUUAUUAGAAAAGUCGUCGGAAUUUAACGAUUUCGAUGAUAUGAACCACUCUUUGGGUCCCACUUUUGAUCCAAUGGCGUAUCCCAUGGCGGCAGACGAAGAGACUGAUAUUUGUUCCAAUUCUUCGGGACACAGCUCUCCUAUUCCUCCAAAUGAUUCCAACGAACCAUCGGAAAGACCGCCUCCACUGCCGGGCCGUUCAACGCCGACAGUUCCCCCGCCGGCGCGUCCGCCUCCACCCAAAAAUCCAAUGGCUUCUCCAUCGCGACCGCCGCCCCCGGCAUCCAAAGUGGCCGUCAAACCAAUAAAUAUCCCGCUAACGGAUCCAUGGAAUGAUAAUUUGUCGAGUCCAGAAGUAAAUAAGCCGUUAAAACCAGUUCCGGUCAGACCGGCGCCACUCCCGCCGCCAACCAAUGGUUGGAAUAAAAGCGCAGAAUUGGGAGAGACUUCAGAACACGACUCGAGUUUUGAUUUGCCUCCGCCUUCAAUGCCGGCGCCGCCACUCCCUCUCACGCACUCCGACACUAGCUUUGAAGCCGAGAAGAGCGCUCCACCGCCUCCUCCCAGAGUGGACUCAUUCAAAGACUGUUCAGAAGAGCCCCCUCUGUCACCAUUUCUGUACGAACUGCCGCCGGCGCCCCCUUUGCCCCCCAUCACCAACGAAGAGCCGCCUCCUAUUCCUUCGCGACCAAACAUUGCAUCCAUUUUGGAAUCGACUCAAGACUUUAUUUCAGUGCAAACAAAUCCGCCGCCAAUACCCGCCAGAACUGUCGCUAAGCCUCCCAUCAUUCCUCCUCGACGUACGGCUCAAUGAUUCAACAAACAGUUCUAGUCUUUGACUUCAAAUCAAUUAUUAAGUCUUUAUGACAUGAAUUGAGAAAAUGUCUAAAACAAUGAAAUUCUGGCUUUAAUUCCAAUAUUAUUAAUAUUCUGAAUGAUAUACAAAAUUAUUUGCUAAAUAAGUGAUUCAAGUCUAUGGCAAACAUUGUAUGGCAUUAUAUUGUGGUGAUUAGCCAUACCUUCGAUGCUAUGGACUAUUUGCGACACAUUUCAAUGCUUAUAUCAUUGCAGUGACAGACCAUUCGCACAAUUUCUUAUCGUGAAAUACAGAUCACAGCAUAAAU
Medioppia subpectinata is the source of this 3883-nucleotide messenger RNA. The record is from the annotation of a GenBank genome assembly. NCBI's taxonomy places the organism in Eukaryota, Metazoa, Arthropoda, Arachnida, Sarcoptiformes, Oppiidae.